AUGGACAGGCUGGCCUUCUGCUGCCUGAUUUUCAUAGGAUUCCUGAAUCCACUUCUGUCUCUUCCGGUCACUGACUCUGGGGAAGCGACUCUUCAGCUCUCAGCACUCGAAGAAGAUGCUCGUCUGGCUCUGGAGGAGUUAGAGAGGGCCUCCCUCCUGCAGGCACUGCGGCAGGCAGUGGGCACACGGGCAGGCGAAGGCCUCAGGGAGGCAGAUACUAGUACUGAUGUUCCUAACCCAAGGGGAAGCUUGAGAAAGGCUUUCUCUGGACAGGAUUCUAACACUGUAUUGAGUCGUCUUUUGGCCAGAACCAGAAAACAACGUAAGCAACACGGGGCUGCAUCAGAGUGCUUCUGGAAAUACUGUAUUUGAAGAGAGAUGCACAUCCAUGUGUCUCUCAG
Messenger RNA from Nannospalax galili (Upper Galilee mountains blind mole rat), 401 nucleotides. It is a transcript of the gene Uts2, whose product is annotated as urotensin 2. Bases 1 to 372 code for a protein of 123 amino acids. Gene Ontology annotation, cellular component: extracellular region. Gene Ontology annotation, biological process: regulation of blood pressure; blood vessel diameter maintenance. The record is from RefSeq and is a predicted model, not a curated record. The transcript has 4 exons. NCBI's taxonomy places the organism in Eukaryota, Metazoa, Chordata, Mammalia, Rodentia, Spalacidae. Gene Ontology annotation, molecular function: hormone activity.